Molecule: messenger RNA, 2652 nt
Organism: Cercospora beticola
Lineage: Eukaryota; Fungi; Ascomycota; Dothideomycetes; Mycosphaerellales; Mycosphaerellaceae
Source: RefSeq, a predicted model, not a curated record
UGUUCACUUCGCCACUCUAUCUGAUCCAAAGACGAGCUAAAGAUCUUUUAUAAACGCUCACCAGUAUUGCAAUGUUGAGUUAUGGAGUCCUCACCCCUGAUGCCGCAAGGCGCUGAACACGAUUGCCUUUCGCCAGCUACUAGACAGCAAGGUGUACCUGAUAACCAGAAAGAAGCACGCCUUUCGUCGAAACACAUGGCAACUGGAUCAAUUCGAAGCACAUCCGAUGCCUUGUCUACUCGAGAAGGCGAUAGGAAAGAUCGCACAGAGGACGCCCGCAAGCUCCAGCGGCUCCCACUUACAUUAUGGUUGACAGUGACAUACGCCAUCCUGUCAAUUUUCGCCUGGACGAUCAACUGCACCCUUGUUCGCAAACCUCUCAACGCGUCCCAUUAUGGAUUGUACCUUAGAGAUGGCGACGUGUACGGCUAUCGCUACCCCACUCACUCUAUUUACACGUUCAAUGAGCGAAUUCUACAGGUUGCACGGGUCGUUCAAGCUAUCGUUGCGGUUUCCACUGUCCCUCUGACGUCUGCGGUCUGCUCUACUGCCGCCGUAACAUUCAUGCAACGAGAGCAUCGGAAUCACAAUUUAUCGUUGCGCAAGACAAUGGUCCUCGCUGACAAGGGUUGGGCCGAUUUCGAGGUUUAUCUGCACCUCUUACGCGGUAGGCUAAGUUCCUAUGGCUCGAGUCUGCUAUACCUCGCGAUCCUACUCAUCGCCUUGGGUGCCUCGCUCUCGCCUCUACAGUCCGUCUUCUUGACUUCCAAGACUGUGCAAACUCCGGUCAGCCUUGCUUCUCUUGGGAAAAUUACCGAUCUCAUCGACCUUUUCGAUGAGGGAUCAUUUUACAACCAACUUACCCCCGCUGAGUUACGGUCCGCUCUCACGUCUACAACAAGUACGGAUCCCCAAACGAGGCUGUGGACUGCUGACGGAGCGCUGAAUUGCACUGGUAGCGUCGGGAACAACAACACGGCAUGUGCAUUUGGCCAAGUCUCUCUGGCCAACAUGUCGCAACUCCAUGAUUCCUUCAUCGCUCAGUUGCCCGCAGGUUUCAGCACUGGUCUCGUGCGACAAUUUAUCCCUCGCAUCAACUCCUCAAUCUCAAGAGAACGAAUUCCUGCGGCAGCGUUUCCGGCUCAUUGCGAGCGUUCAGGCAACUCAUUCUUCGCCAGUUACGCUGGAACAUGGGAGUCUGGUUACGUGAAUGGCUCUCUAGCCGCCAGCUCUUGGGGAGUGGUCGCCUGUAUGCCCACCGACCAGAGCAAAUCUUUGUGGAACAAGACACGAAAUAGACAAACUAUCUCUGAACAGCUGUACCUCAAUCUUACUGCUCUAAGUUCAAACCCAUACAAACAGUGGUGGUCGGAGGAUCAGUGGAGUGGCCUUUUCAGGAUCACACUUAACACGACUUCUGGAUACUUUGAACUGCCAAAUAUAAUGAACGGCGGGCUACCGGGUCCCCUUUUAAAAAAUGGUCCCGAAGCUCACUGUGGUCGUGACUGUGUCAUACAGAGCGACUUGAGAGGUCAAGAGAUCUAUGAUCGGAACAAUACUCUACGCAUAAGAGAAGAGAGUCAAGAAAGCAACGGAACCUCCAUAGUUGACGACGGCGCUUUCGCUCUAUUUAACGGAAUGAACAAAGGGCCACUCCUCACAAUCGCUCUGGCCCUAUUUGGCACAGGCUCUUGGAUAGCGGACCGGACGCAGCAUCCUGACUUCUACGUGAACCAGAAUGUCACAUCCCGAACCUAUGCAUGCACCGAACGAGUACCAUUCGCUGGGCUUUUGGCCUCCAUGGAUGCUGACUCUGCGACCAUCGCCAGUGACUACGACAACAUGGUCGGCUGUGUGUCCAACAAUAACAUGCAUUCCGAUUACUUACAGGAGAACAUAUUUGACUAUGUCCAGAUGCAUAUUGGUCCGAUAACCGGCAGAGACGGUCGCGGUCCGACAUACGAGGCAAAACUGAACAACGCAUGGGAAGCGGCUGCUUUCUUGGCAAACGAGCGCUGGUUGAAGUCUGGACAACGUGCUACAUUGACUGUCAACUACGAUCCCGGAGCCCCAAUCCAGAUUCCACAUAUCUCGACAGCAGGCAUGAUUCUCAUCUCUGUGCUCUUAAGCAUAUACCUGGUGUCUCUACUUGCCAUGGCGGUGUACGGCAACUGGAAUCCACAUUGGACAAGUCGCCUUGAUGCAUUCACCAUGAUGCAGCUGGGUGCUGCUAUCUCGGAGCAUCUACCACUACAGCUGGCGAAUAAUACUCACAUAAUACGGAUACUCGAUGAGGUUCCUGGCUGGGUCGGUGAUAGCUCAGAGCAACCAGAGGAUGACACAGCCGUGGGCAAGAUCGGACUGGGUGCGAGCGGCGCUCUGCGGGCGGGAAAACGAUACAAAUGCUACACCAGUAAUGAUAGACGGACACAAAAUCUCUCUGCCGCUCCGGCCAACGCCACGGCUACGCAUAAGAAUAUGACCACGGCGGAUCUCAUCGCGGAGAAGAAGAAGGAGUGGGAAAAGGCGCGAAGUGACGCAGAGUCGCUAAUCGAUGAGAUUGCUGAGAGUGACGACAAGGAGCUGGACGAGCUGUUGGGCGAUCUGGGAGAGAUUGAGGGGGGUAGGGGAAAGGAGCGGGACGAGCUCUGA